AUACCAGAGCAUUAGACGAUCGUACUUUGUGAGGCGCUGGUCUCUUGCACAGACUCGGAGCAAGAUAGGCCUAGCUGGUUACAAGCCAAGAACAAGUAGAGCGGUAGAGGGAAAAUAUAUCUGGAGAGGGAAACAAUGGCGGGCGAGGAGGGUCUUAAGGUCCUCGGCCUGCAGGUGAGCCCGUUCGUGCUCCGCGUGUGCUUGGCGCUGAACAUGAAAGGAGUGAGUUACGAGUACGUCGAGGAGGACAUAUCCAACAAGAGUGAGCUCCUGCUCAAGUCCAACCCGGUGCACAAGAAGGUGCCCGUGCUCAUCCACAACGGUAAGCCCAUCUGCGAGUCACUCGUCAUCAUGCAGUACGUCGACGAGCUGUUCGCCGGCCGGCCGAUCCUCCCAACCGACCCCUACGAGCGCGCCACUGCUCGCUUCUGGGCUGCCUACGCCGACGACAAGUUGUUUCCAGCGUGGUACGGCAUGGUGAAGGCCCAGGCGGAGGAGGAGAGGGCGGAGAAGGCGAAGGAGACGCUCGCCGCCAUCGAGCACAUGGAAGUGACCUUCGCCAAGUGCUCCGGCGGCAACGCCUUCUUCGGUGGCGACUCCAUCGGCUACGUCGACAUCGUGCUGACGUGCUCGGCUCCUUCUUGUUCUGGUUCGAGGCGGUGCGCAGGGUUUUCGACCUGGAGAUCAUUAACGCUAGCAAGACUCCGCUGUUGGCUGCGUGGGCGGAGCGGUUUGUAGGGACUGUAGAAGCGAAGGAGGUGGUGCCGUUGCCCACGGCGGACAUGGCGGUACAGUACAUCAAUAAGCUUCAUGCCCCCCUGCCGCCGCCAUGAGUUCACAAUGAGUCGUGUAAGUGUAACCAAGCAGGGAAAAAGGUAAAUGGUGCGGUGCUUUGGUCCAAAUUCCAACCGAAUAAUGUUCAAAGCUUAUAUUGAUAGGCUUGGGUUGUUGUCAUCAAAUAUUGUGGUUCAGUCGUCUCCUCUGCAAUAAAUAUAAAUAUGAUUAUUACUUUCUUUGCCGUAAAA
Molecule: messenger RNA, 1025 nt
Organism: Zea mays
Lineage: Eukaryota; Viridiplantae; Streptophyta; Magnoliopsida; Poales; Poaceae
Product: glutathione transferase39
Exons: 2
Coding region: 136-738 (200 amino acids)
Biological process (GO): glutathione metabolic process
Cellular component (GO): cytoplasm
Molecular function (GO): glutathione transferase activity
Source: RefSeq, marked validated